ACGCCUCCUGAUUGGCCGAGACAGGGCGGAUGCGUUCUGUGAGGCUGGAGAGAAAACUGAGGAUAACUGGGAUCGUUCGGAACCGUUCGGAACCAGGUGAAGAGUCCGGGUGCAAGGGACCAGAAACACAGUCCCUCUCUCUCUCUGUUUCUCUCCAUCUCUCUCUCAGGAUGAUGCGUGUGCUGUGGGCGUGUCUCGCUCUCUGCGUGAUCAGCAGCAGUAAGCCAACAGAGAAGAAGGGUCGAGUUCACGAGGAUGAACCUCUGAGUCACCUGGAGCAUGAUGACAACAAAAAUUUCGACUACGACCACGAAGCGUUUCUGGGUCACGAUGAGGCGAAAACCUUUGAACAGCUCCCACAGGAGGAGAGCAAGCGCCGGCUCGGUAUCAUAGUGAAUCAGAUGGACAGUAACUCGGAUGGUUUUAUUUCGGAGGAGGAGCUGAAGUUUUGGAUAAAAAGCGGUCAGAGGAAACACGUUUCUGAGAGCGUGGAGCGUCAGUGGAAGGAUUUUGACAUCAACGACGACGGCAUGAUCAGCUGGGAGGAGUACAAGAACGUCACCUACGGAACCUACCUGGACGACCCUCAGGCUGAACUAGAGUAUAACUACUCUGCCAUGAUGGCGAGGGAUGAGAGACGGUUCAGAGUCGCCGACACCAACAGAGAUCUGAUCGCCAACAAACUUGAGUUCACUGCCUUCCUCCAUCCUGAAGAACAUGAGCACAUGAAGGACGUUGUGGUGCAGGAAACUAUCGAAGACAUUGACAAGAAUGGAGAUGGUUUCAUCGACCUGGAGGAGUACAUCGGUGACAUGUACACAGCAGAGGACCAGGUGGAGGAUCCGGAGUGGGUGGAGUCAGAGCGUCAGCAGUUUUCUGAGUUUAGAGACAAAAACAAAGACGGAAAAAUGGACAAAGAGGAAACUCUGGACUGGAUUCUCCCGUCUGAUUAUGACCACGCUGAAGCUGAGGCCAAACACCUGAUGAGUGAGUCUGACACCAACAAGGAUGGUAAACUCACCAAAAAGGAGAUCCUUGAUAAGUUUGACGUGUUUGUGGGAAGUCAGGUGACGGACUUUGGGGAGGCGUUACUACGACACGACGAGUUCUAGAGGAGUCGCAGAUUCAUAAUGAAGAAAAUAAAAUAUUUAUCUUUUUUCCAAAGUUAUUUAUUCAUACAAAGUUUUGAAUGAAACUGAACAAAUAAGGAGUUUUGUUAUGUUUUUACAAAACUGUUUCAACUUGUUUGUGUUGUUUGUUUUUUAAUUCAUUUUUUAGUUUUUAUAUUCCUUAUCUUUCGUCCAUUUUGUAUGUUUCUGGUCGAUGACUUCACUAUGCCUCUCAUCUUAUUGGCACGUCACACGUUUUAUCUGCAAAUGCUCUGUUAUAGUUAUGUCAUGUGUGUUUUAUACUGUCACCUGAUGGUUUCUAUGAAAAACACUAAAGGAUAAUGUCUUGAAAUUUCCUGAAUGCUUCAAAGUUUUUAUAUCAGCAUGAAAACAAUGACACUAAUUGUAAUAGACUUUUACACACAGAGAAAGUUAGUGAUUGUAUUUUUCACUUUUAUCACUGUUUAAUAAAAAUAUGAAGUUA
This is a messenger RNA of Notolabrus celidotus (New Zealand spotty), 1593 nucleotides long. RefSeq names its product calumenin a (gene calua). Gene Ontology annotation, cellular component: endoplasmic reticulum. The transcript has 7 exons. Gene Ontology annotation, molecular function: calcium ion binding. Bases 30 to 1112 code for a protein of 360 amino acids. NCBI's taxonomy places the organism in Eukaryota, Metazoa, Chordata, Actinopteri, Labriformes, Labridae. The record is from RefSeq and is a predicted model, not a curated record.